Penicillium lagena is the source of this 2781-nucleotide messenger RNA. Its product is annotated as beta-mannosidase. Gene Ontology annotation, molecular function: beta-mannosidase activity. Bases 1 to 2781 code for a protein of 926 amino acids. The record is from RefSeq and is a predicted model, not a curated record. The transcript is spliced from 11 exons. Gene Ontology annotation, biological process: carbohydrate metabolic process; glycoprotein catabolic process. NCBI's taxonomy places the organism in Eukaryota, Fungi, Ascomycota, Eurotiomycetes, Eurotiales, Aspergillaceae.
AUGCAGCGUCUCAUUUCUGUAUUGUUUGCUGGUGUGGCGCUGUGCCAGCACACCAUCGACCUUAGCUCCCAGCAAUGGACCCUGAAGGGUCCAAAUGUUACAGUGCCUGGAUCAGUACCCUCUCAAGCCCAUCUAGACCUGUAUGCAGCUGGUGUCAUCGGUGAUCCGCUAUACGGAGAAAAUGACACUGCGCUACUCUGGGUGCAGCGCUCCAACUGGACAUACUCGUCCACUAUUUCAAACGUGCGUCGAGGAAAUGGAUACUCCACAUGGCUUGUGUUUGAUGGCAUUGACACCUUUGCCUCCAUCGAGCUAUGUGGACAAUUCGUUGCAAACGUUGAUAACCAGUUUCGCCAAUGGUAUUUUGACGUGACAGACAUUGUUAAAUCUUGCAAAGACGAUCCCGAACUGAGUCUCAACUUUGGCUCUGCGUCUAAGAUCGUACAGGAAAUUGCGCGUCACGGAGACCCUUUACUGAACAGUGUCGAUGGUGGAUAUACAGAAGAAUUCUGCUGCAAGGAGUUCAUGAGAAAAGAGCAAUCUGACUUUGGCUGGGACUGGGCUCCCAAGAUUGCUCCAGCGGGCAUUUGGCAACCAGGGCGCGUUGUGCAGCUAAAUACUGCAUCACCAGCCUAUGUGCGCAAUGCAUUAAUUGAUAUCUAUCGCAAGGAUCAAAUGAACAACAUUCCUCCAGACCAGUCUCAGCCAUGGGUGUUCAAUGCCAGUCUAGAUUAUCUAGGCUCAUUGCCUUCGGGCGCCUCUUUGGAACUGACGUUGAACGAUGCAAACGGCCAUGACGUUUUGAAGAAACCAUUGGACGAUGUUCACCAUUCAGAAGAUACUAUCACCGGCAGCGUGAUAAUCGAUCCGAGCUUGGUGGAGCUUUGGUGGCCCAUAAACCUGGGCUCCCAACCACUUUAUGACGCGUCCAUCAAGAUUGUCCAUGGCAACAGCUUGAUUGCAGAAGUUAAAAGAAGAGUCGGCUUUCGUACUAUUGUGCUGAAUCUCCUUCCUAUCACCGAGGAGCAGCUCGCUGCCGGGAUCGCCCCGGGCUCCAAUUUUCAUUUUGAGGUCAACGGACACGAAUUCUAUGCCAAGGGCUCCAACCUGGUCCCUCCGGAUGUAUUUUGGCCCAGAGUUAAUGAAACAAAAAUGAAGAACUUGUUCGAGGCUGUCGCUGUUGGGAACCAAAACAUGCUGCGGGUCUGGUCAUCGGGAGCAUACCUUCCGGACUGGAUUUAUGGGAUGGCCGAUGAGAUGGGCAUAUUCCUGUGGUCUGAGUUCGAAUUUUCUGAUGCAGAAUAUCCUGCUAAUGCAAGUUAUCUGAGCCAAUACAAAGCAGAGGCCUCAUAUCAAGUGCGUCGCGUCAACCAUCACCCCAGUCUUGCACUUUGGGUAGGAGGAAACGAGCUAGAACAGAUUAUGCUUGCCUACUUCUUUAGUGCCACCGAUCCUGGCACUUUAUUGCUCGAGUAUCAGCAAAUCUUCAUGGAGCUUCUCAUUGGUGAAGUUUACGCAAACACUAGGUCGAUCAGUUAUAUGCCGUCCUCAACAUACCACGGGUUUUUGAAACUGAACUUCAGUUCCGUUAUGCCUCAGGUUCCACGAUAUCUGAACACAUCGGGCCCCAAUUAUAUCUAUACCGACACUGACGACUACAACUACGAUGCAAGCCAAGCGUUCGAGCUCAGCUCAUACCCCAUAGGCCGUUUUGCCACUGAGUUCGGCUUCCAUUCGAUGCCAUCAGUAUACUCGUGGGAGCAAGCAGUGCCGGCAGAUCAGCUCUCCUUUUUCUCUGACAUGGUCAUUCAUCAUAACCGACACUAUCCGUUUGGCGCACCAGCAAAUGCUACAGAUCGGGAACUUUCCAUUAUGGGACUUGAGGAGAUGACCACGGCUGUGCAGGAGUGGUAUCCGAUCCCGAAUAUGCAAGACAGUGUGGCAAAUUUCAGUGCAUGGUGCUGGACAACCCAGGUCUUCCAGGCAGACUACUAUACUUCUGAACUGGCCUUUUACCGUCAAGGAUCUGGGAUGCCGCAACGCAACUUGGGAUCGUUGUACUGGCAACUGGAAGAUCUAUGGACUGCUCCCACUUGGGCCAGCAUCGAGGCCGAUGGCAGAUGGAAAGUCCUCUUCUAUCGUGCAAAGGACAUCUUCGAGCCGGUGAUCGGAUACCCAUACUACAACACCUCAACAGGCGACUUGGAGGUUUGGGUAACAUCUGAUCUCUGGUCCCCCGUCCACGGAACGGUCAAGCUGACGUGGAUGGACUGGACGGGAAAAUCAAUUUCGGGGUCUAACAGUCCCGUUAGCAAGACCGUUCCUUUCACAGUCGGUGGGGUCAAUUCAACUCGCGUCAUGCAGACCAACAUGUUCCAGGACUACAAAGGCCUCGAUCUCAACAAUACCAUUCUUCGAGUUGAAGUCAAUGGCAAGGGUGUAGCGCCUAAUGACCCUCACGAGAAAGAACAAACAUACGAGCACACAUCAUACUUCCAUCCGGAAUCACUCCAGAAUGCAAAGCUACAAGACCCUGGACUGAAGGUGUCGCACGUUCAGGGUACCACUAACUUCAAGGUUUCUGCCACGAAGGGAGUCGCGGCAUGGGUUUGGCUCGAUUACCCGCUGGGUGUACAGGGAUACUUUUCCGACAAUGGAUUUUGGUUGACUCCGGGCGAGACCAGGAAUAUCCAUUUUACGGUGAAGCAGGACUGGACAGACGGGAAGUGGGAUCUAGCUGUCACUUACAGAAGUAUCUGGAACAACACCCUGACAGAGUGA